AGGGGCGGGGGCCGGGCGGGCGCGCGCGCGCGAACGGGAGGGCGCGCGCUGCCCGGGAAAGGAGUCAGGCCACCUGGGCCACUCUGUUAAAGGGGCAGUGCGCUCAGACAGUAGGGCCACGGGGCCCGGACCUGGGGACUGAGCUGCGGGCACGGACACCGAAGGGCGAGCCAGACAGCGGAACGUGGAACAGUCAGCGUGCCGGAAGAGCCAGGAAAAGGGGACGAACCCCGGAGGGGACUUAGUCUGGACGCGCGCACGUCGCCGCCGUCAGAAGCCUGCUUCGGGGGCGGGGCUUCCAUCGGGACACGACCCCCCAGGAGGCGUUCCUCACAGGCCCCGCCCCUCGGGCGAGCGUCCGGCCUGCAGCUCUGGCGCGCCGGCGCGGGUCACCCCGAGCUACACCUUCUUGCCGGCGAGGUUCCUGAAUUGGCCGCGCAGUAGCCUCAGGUGAUGGGGCCGAACGCGGCGGCGCCGGAGCACCACUCGGACACCCAACUAGCCCUCAAGUUCGGCUUCGCGACCACCACCUCCGAUCCACACAGCCCCCUCAGGCUUGGGUGUCACCCGAGGCCGCAGCUGCCUUAGGCCCAGAGACCUGCACACCCUGCCCAACCCAGGACCGCUACUGCACCGCCUGGGGCACUCCCCAGACCUCGUUACAGCCCCUCUCCGGCCUGCCUAUCCUCAGACUUUGGCUAGAAGGCCCCAAUCCACCUGCCAAGGGCCCUGUAGGCCUCAGGCUCAAGUCACAGCCGCAGACCUGGGCCUUCCCUCCGGACGAGGCUAUGCCACCAGGAAGCUCUUGAGCCAGGGUUUGCCCCCUUCGGGUGACCAUGCAACCUCUUCCGUCACCAAGGAGAUUCCAUCCAGCUACUCAGCCAAGUCCAGUCAUGCAGGUACAGGAGGAUGGAGACAACUUCCUCCCUUUUGCCAAGUGUUCCAGAGUGGUCAGCCGUUCUUCACUCUGCAGCCUGUCUUCCCAGAGCCACAGACAAAAGCCUCUGCCUUAUGGAGAUGUCUUCUGGGAGAAUCUUAGCCAGAGGUCUAGCCCCAACUGGAUAGAAGAACAAUACAUUCUACCAACAGUGAGGGCCCCUGGUUGCUCGCAGCCUGGCUUGCACCCUCUUGAAGGGCUCCCACCCCCUGAGAAGCUUUGGAGAAGAAAGAAAAGGAAUCUGCAUUUGGAGAGAAUGCAGCAGGGACAUGGGAGCAUCCCAGCCCGAGUUAGGGCUGUUACAUAUCACCUGGAAGACCUGAGAAGGCGCCAGAGAGCCAUCAAUGAACUGAAGAAGGCUCAGUGGGUUAGCUAUGAGGCUGCAUCUGAACUCCAAGUGCUUGAAGAGGAAGGCUGUGGAUCCCCACCCCCCAGUACUACUGAAUAUCCCAUCCUGGAAGAGGAAAGGAAAACCUAUCAACAGGAAAACAUCCAUUUUGUUACCCCUGGGGCUCAGUUGCUUUGGUUUCCCUGGAGUCCCUUAGGCCAGGAAGGGGCCUAUGCCUCCGGGCGGCUGAGCUCCUCAGCGCACAGCACUUUUACAGCCAGAAGGAACCCCAUUUACAAUCCCACGGGUGAUGGAGUCUGAGCUGUAGUGGGAAAUUCAUGCCCAAGAGGCCCAAGUCCAGUUCCAUCAGGAGACUCGCACCAUUGCUGGAAUCUAGGCGUUUGUUUUCCAUUCAUCCCACACCUUAGGAAGUCACAGCACCUUUGAGUUCCCAUCCAACUGUACCCUCAAGAACUCCCCAAGCCGGGUUUUCCCCUAGGCCACAACCUGGCCCUGUGUUCUCCCCGUUCUGUUAUUAAAGAGCAAGCAAGGACUUUCUUCCGUGCGAGGCGGUGAUGAAGGGGCAAACGGGGAAGGAGGGCUCUUUUGACCCAAGAAGGCCUUCAAGAGCCAGUUGCAAUGAAGUCGGGCUAGGUCCCUAAAUUUAAUGAGUCUCCCCUGAGGCCAGAAGAGUUGUGCCGUGAUCCAGCAUCCUCCUC
Nannospalax galili (Upper Galilee mountains blind mole rat) is the source of this 1984-nucleotide messenger RNA. It is a transcript of the gene Inca1, whose product is annotated as inhibitor of CDK, cyclin A1 interacting protein 1. The record is from RefSeq and is a predicted model, not a curated record. The transcript has 7 exons. The coding region runs from base 837 to 1586 and encodes 249 amino acids. Gene Ontology annotation, cellular component: cytoplasm. Gene Ontology annotation, biological process: negative regulation of cyclin-dependent protein serine/threonine kinase activity; negative regulation of cell population proliferation. Gene Ontology annotation, molecular function: cyclin-dependent protein serine/threonine kinase inhibitor activity; cyclin binding. NCBI's taxonomy places the organism in Eukaryota, Metazoa, Chordata, Mammalia, Rodentia, Spalacidae.